This is a messenger RNA of Paramecium octaurelia, 702 nucleotides long. Lineage: Eukaryota; Ciliophora; Oligohymenophorea; Peniculida; Parameciidae. The record is from the annotation of a GenBank genome assembly.
AUGCAGCCACAACUAUGCAACAGAUUUAUAGUUUUUGCUAGCGUUCAUAAUUGCAAAAUGCAUUGGUGUUUAUAGUCUCACAUUUCGAUGUAAUUGCGUUUGCACAGUAAUCUGAAUUAAUAAUAAGUCUCCCUUAAUACAACUUGUGAAUUGAAAAGUGGUUCAGAACAAUCAUCUGAAAUUGUUAUGCGUGUAAUUUGUGAUUUUGUUUACUUAUAACCUGUACUAAUCCCUUUUAAUAAGCUGAUGUUAAUCCUUUACUUGAUAUUCCAGAAAGGAUACUUAUAGUCACUUUAUCCGAAUCAACUUUAGAUAUACAAACUUUAUAUAUUAUUAAAUAAAUUUUCCUUUAGUUGCAAAUGUGCAAUUCUCACUCCUAUGCUAUACAGUAUCAUCUUUUUUAUAAUUUGUUAGUUAGAUAAUAAACACCUAAAUGUAUGAAGAAGUUUCGAAGGUUGGACAAGAUAUUAUACAAAGUUAGGAAUCCAAGAAAAUUUAUUGAACAUAUAGAUAUAUAUAUAGCCCUAUUUAAGACCAAAAAAAAAAGCAGAAGAAGAUCACAAGAAACAUUGGUGGGUAUGAUUAAAUGCUUAUUUGAAAGAAAACGGUUACUCAGAAAAAAUCUUUAAUUUCCUGAUUCGUGUAAAAUAUAGUGAUUUGAAUUUAGAAAUAAUUAUUUUUGAGUCAAGAAAGAAAAAUUGA